Messenger RNA from Lethenteron reissneri (Far Eastern brook lamprey), 2045 nucleotides. RefSeq names its product probable E3 ubiquitin-protein ligase DTX3. The record is from RefSeq and is a predicted model, not a curated record. NCBI's taxonomy places the organism in Eukaryota, Metazoa, Chordata, Hyperoartia, Petromyzontiformes, Petromyzontidae. Gene Ontology annotation, biological process: protein ubiquitination; Notch signaling pathway.
AAUAAAAACAUUCGACACAGCAUAGUUAAGAUCACGGAAGGCUUGUCUGAAAGACAACUUGAUGAUGCCAUUUCGACUGCGAAAAAAACAUAUCCAAAAAUUUUCUUUCAAAGGAAUGAAAGCCUGACCGAAGUGACUAUUGUAGGAAAUGUAGCAAAGGUUGCAGGAAAUGUAGACCAGGUUGAGAAGGCACGGGAUCUGCUGUGCGAAACAUUAAAUGGUGUUAGUCAUGGUUCCUCAUCAACAAGAAAUACUCCUAAUGCUCACGUGACCAUGAAUUCUGGCACAACCUCCAUUGCAAACCCAAUACAAAAAAACAAUCAAGACACCUGCCCAAUAUGUAUGGAUGAUUUCACAAAUAAAACAUCCCUGAAAAGAUGUAAGCACUCUUUCUGCAAGGAAUGCAUUGAUCAGGCAAUGAAGUCAAAGUCAGUAUGUCCAAUUUGCCAGACAGUUUAUGGCAAACUAGAAGGUGAUCAACCAAAGGAUGCCUCAAUGAAGGUAACGAAUUACUACACUACUUUGCCAGGAUAUGAGAAGUAUGGAACCAUUACAAUAUACUAUGACGUUCCAAGUGGCAGACAAGGGCCAGAGCACCCACAUCCUGGGAAGCUUUAUCAUGGAACAACAAGGACAGCAUAUUUACCUGAUUCGCCCGAGGGGAAGCAUGUACUCAGCCUCCUCCGGCGGGCAUUUGAUCAGAGGCUGAUCUUCACUAUUGGGACAUCGUCAACCACCGGGCUGCAGGACAGUGUCACGUGGAAUGACAUCCACCAUAAAACCAGCACACAUGGAGGACCUAACAGCUAUGGAUAUCCAGAUCGUGAUUACCUCAAGCGUGUACAGGAGGAGCUGAAAGCUAAGGGAAUUUUUUGAAUUUCGAAAAAUGCAAGAAAACUCCAAAGUGAUUCCAUAAAGACAUUAAAGAGUAAACAAUACAUGUCAACAUGUAAGAAUUGUAGCCAAGCAUUUGUGUUUAAACUGAUUCUAUCAAGCUUACAUGUUAUUUUUCUAAUUAACAAAACAUGUGCUACUGGUGUUAUGUGAUGAGAUGAAAAAAUAUCCUAUGGGAACCCGCACAGAACAGUGCAUCACGAUAUACAGGAGAAUAGCCCAUGAAAGUUGACAUCACAGAACUACUUACUUGAUUCCAUCAAGUGACCUUUAAUUUUCACGACGAAUGCAGAAAUAUCCCAUUCAACCAACUUUAGAAAUGUUCAUUACAUGCCAGUCAAAGUUAAAUAUCUCAUUCUCAGUCAGAAAUGUCUCACAAUGUCAAACAAAUAAUGUUUAUGAUGGGUUUUCAUGCAGUCAUUGGUGACCAGGCUGAGACGAUUAACUCACAACAGGUGGCUGCCCAUAAUUGAACCCAAAUCCAGUUUGUCGAAAUACUUAAUGUGUUACAACCACACAAAUGUGGUUAUAACCACAUGAUGUAUCAUCUUAUGGGUUAACUUUUUCCCGUCACGUAUUACAAUAACUUACCGUAUUUGUUUUUGGAUUAUGAAGCAAUUAAACUUUCAAUGGUCAACUGCUACUAAAUUGCACACAAGUACGGCGAUUCAACAGUGUCCUGUAUUCUGCAUCCCGACUUAUUUUAAAACAGCUGUAAGCAGCUGGUUUAAUCUUGUAUUCACUCACCUCGAAUGACUGCACCUUGUGUGGACAGUGUAACAUGACAGGACUUUAGGACCAGUCUGGGCAUACUUAAGAAUGUUAAUUUUCUAUUCACUCUAUUAUGCUUUAUAGAUAGUGUCUGAUUAUAUUAUUGUGUGUACAUUUUUCUUUGGGAUAUAUUACAAACUUUCAAAUUAUGUCAAAUUGAAAGUCUUGACAAUCGGGUGGUAUGAAUUAAUGUCACAACUAUGAGUACUAAACUUUUUUUUCAAACUGUCAUUGACAAUAGUUUUAAUUUAAAAACUAAAUUUAGCUCAAAGGCUUGGUAUUCAGUUGCUUAUAUUAUUACUGCAUUAGACUGUGUAAUAUUAUUGGUGAUUUUAUUAGAAUUAUGGACACGUGCAUGCUGAAUAAACAAAAUGAAUUGA